UCGGCUUUUUUGCGACGGUGUUGAUUGCCGAUCGAAAACCCUAACUACGCCUCAGGACAUGCAACGGCAGCCACCGAACCGAUCGAUCUCUUCCAUCUCCCUUUUCUAGCUAAUUAUCGUGUUAUGGAACUCGGAUCGAUGUUUAUACUCACCUGAGGCCACAAGGUGCACAAAUUCAAUCUUCUUAGGGAGGGUUGUUGUGUUAUUGUCAAUGGGUGCUCCAAAACAGAAAUGGACAUCAGAGGAGGAAUCAGCUCUCAAAGCUGGAGUUGUUAAGCAUGGAGCUGGGAAAUGGCGCACAAUAUUAAAAGAUCCAGAGUUUAGUAGUGUUUUGUCCCUGCGAUCAAAUGUUGACCUGAAGGAUAAAUGGCGAAACAUGAGUGUAACAGCACAUGGAUGGGGUUCUAGAGAGAAGGCCCGGAUGGCCUUGAAGAAGAGCCAACCGAUUUCUAAACAAGAAGAGGGCCCUUUGGCACUAAGUAUAGUUGAUGAUCAUGAUGAUGAGAUUGUUGAUGGUAAACCUUUGGCACAAGCAAGCCCUCUUCCUCUGCUCACGGCACCGAGAAAGUUGGUAUCAAAGAUAGACAGUCUUAUAUUUGAAGCGAUAACUAAUUUGAAGGAGCCCGGUGGGUCAAACAAGACUGCCAUCACCAUGUACAUAGAGGAUCAGUACUCUGCUCCGCCAAAUUUGAAAAAACUGUUAUCUGGCAAACUCAAGGCCUUGACUGCAAAUGGGAAAUUAUCGAAGGUGAAACGUAGAUACAGAAUAGCUCAAACUUCAGCGCAAUCAGAACAUAGAAGAACGAAAUCCAAGGCCUUACUUCCAGAGGGAAGACAAAAGGAAUCCUCCAGAGUGGAUAACAAGAAGGAUAUAAAAGCACUUUCAAAACCUCAAAUUGAUGCUGAAUUAGCACGAAUGAGAAACAUGACUGCGGAAGAAGCAGCUGUAGCUGCUGCUCAAGCUGUCGCCGAGGCCGAGGAAGCCAUUGCCGAAGCUGAAGAAGCGGCAAGGGAUGCAGAGGCUGCCGAAGCUGAUGCCGAAGCGGCCGAGGCUUUCGCCGAAGCAGCGUUGAAGGCUCUCAAGAAAAGAGCCAAGUCGAAUUUUCAAUUUUGAUGAGGGCCUUUGUGCAUUUUUCAAUGCUCUGCUUGCGAGCCAGAUGGUCUCCUUUCUGUUCAUAUAUGUAGAUGUAGUAGUGUAGGUGUUGUAAAUCCUUCACAUAAUGCCAGCUUCUUAUAGAACAUUUUCAUGAUCAGUUUCUUACAUUUCUUAUUUCUAUAUAUUACCUCAUGUUAU
Messenger RNA from Phalaenopsis equestris, 1294 nucleotides. Its product is annotated as telomere repeat-binding factor 1. The transcript has 7 exons. Gene Ontology annotation, biological process: nucleosome assembly. The coding region runs from base 212 to 1114 and encodes 300 amino acids. The record is from RefSeq and is a predicted model, not a curated record. Gene Ontology annotation, molecular function: double-stranded telomeric DNA binding. Lineage: Eukaryota; Viridiplantae; Streptophyta; Magnoliopsida; Asparagales; Orchidaceae. Gene Ontology annotation, cellular component: nucleosome.